AUGCAGGAUGCCGGGCAGGAGCCUUGCUCUCGGCAGCCCCGAGCUGGAGGAAAAAAUGACUGGGAUCCUGUCUUUAUACAAAGAGGCAGAAGCAGAACAAAUAAUGCAACAGGCCAAGCAACUGAAUUAGGGGAAAGCAGCCAAGCCAGUAUUUGUGCUCUUCUACAUGAGCAAAGAAAGGAGAGGUUUUGUGGCUCGUGGAUACCUCAAUCAAGCAAAAAUGAACCAAGAAACCAAAGUGGACAGGCCAACAGCAGAGCCACAGGAUGCUGGAAUAAACAGCAGAAUGAGGGAUGGAGAAUGAGGCAGAAGGCCAGAGGGCCCUGGAAUGAGCAAGAAAAGGAGGGUGGGGAAAGGACGUAUCAAGGUAGACCAGCCCAGGAAGGAGCUAGAGGGCUGAGGAGUGGGCAGGAAAAUGAAGGUAGAGGAAGGAGAAUGCAACAUUGGGAGAAGCCUCGUUUCUACCAGAACCCUUCCCCAGGUGGUGCCCAGCUCAGUGAGCAGCCUCAGCAAGUCAGAAGGAUUGGCUAUAAAUUCCUAGAAAGUCUCCUCUUGAAAGACCCUUCAGAAAUUGCCAUCACGCUUGCUUGCAGUUCAGGUUUGAAGGAGCUUCUUUCCGAAACAGCUAUGAAAUCAAAUUUCGUUCAGCUUGUUUGCCAGGUGCUUCGAAAAGCUUGCAGUUCCCAAAUGGACAGACAUAGCAUCCAACAGUUUCUUGGAGUUGUGAAAGAGUCCAACUUCCUCAAAAUCUGCUUGCCCCAGUAUGUGUCUAACAUGACAACGGAAGCAGACCGUGCUGUGCGUCAGCAGUACUCUGUGCAUAUUAGCAACAUUGUUUCGCUUCUUCAGGACCUCGUCAGUAUUUACCCCGCCAGCUCUGUGCAGAAUAUCUCCAUCCUUUUGACAGUCUUGUCAGCAUCCAUCAACGUCCUGAAAGAUUCUGGUGUGGACAUCACAGAAGAAACAGAGAAUAAUCUAAAUAAAGUGAAGAUGCUCAUGCAGCAUCUGCAGAAGAAGAGAUGCGAGGGCACACUGGGGGCUGAUAACGAUCCUCUUAUGCAGCCUCAGACUGAUGGUCAAGAAGAAAGCUAUCGUACAAUGACCAUUUAUCCAACAUAUGAUGAGGUACACCACGGCAAGAAGCCCUUUCUGCGUCCCAAUAUUAUUUCUGGGAGGUAUGAGAGCACCAGCAUUUACCUUGACACCCAUUUCCGGCUCUUGAGAGAAGACUUCGUAAGGCCCUUAAGGGAAGGUAUCACGGAGCUUUUGCGGAGCUUUGAGGACAGAGGUUUGAGAAGAAAGAAAUUUGAUGACAUCAGGAUCUACUUUGACACACACGUUCUUACCCCUGUCUGCACCCCGACUGGUAUCUGUUACAAGGUCCAGUUUGACGUCAGACCUUUGAAGUUCGUGCGCUGGCAGAAUUCCAAACGGUUGCUGUAUGGAUCCCUGAUCUGCAUGUCUAAGGACCGCUUUGAAACCUGCCUGUUUGCCACCGUUUCGAACCGGGACAGCUCAGAACUUGCCCACGGGGUUGUGCAGCUGUAUUUCGAUGCUCAGAGCCAGGCGUUGCUGGCAGAGGUUCAGCCCUCGGACUCCUUCCUCAUGGUAGAGACAACUGCCUACUUUGAGGCCUAUCGACAUGUGUUAGAAGGGUUGCAGGAGGUCCAGGAAGAAGAUGUCCCAUUCCAGAAGUACAUUGUGGAAUGUGAUGUGCAGGUGAAGAAGCCAGCAUACCUGACAAUGGACUCUGUCUACGACUUCGCACCCUUGACUAGAGUUCCUCGUGCAGAUGAACAGAUGAACCCUGACGGGCAGGGAAGGCGAAGUUUCUGUGUUCUAGAUCCCAAGCAGUGGCCUUCAAUGGAAACCUUGAGAUUAGAUGAGUCUCAAUUGCAGGCAUUGAGACUUGCACUCACCAAGGAGCUGGCUAUUAUCCAAGGACCUCCUGGGACAGGGAAGACUUACGUGGGAUUGAAGAUUGUUCAGGCUCUCUUGGCUAAUAAGCACAACUGGCAGAGCAUUGGCCAGAGGUCUCCCAUCCUUAUAGUCUGCUACACUAACCAUGCACUGGAUCAGUUCCUAGAAGGAAUAUACAAGUUCCAAACUCAUGGGAUGGUUCGCAUUGGGGGCAGAAGCAGCAGUGAGGUCUUGAAGCAUUUCACCUUGAAGGAGCUGAGGAAGAGCAGUGGGCUCCGACAUAACUUGCCAGCACACCUCCGCAGAGCCUAUGGGAACAUCACCAGUGUGAUGAAGUGGGCUGAGGAGUUGUUCCAAGAGGGAGUGGAACACUUGGAGUCCACGAUGAGUGGAGUUGUGCAUGAGCGCCAGUUGCAGGCAUGCAUUAAACCCCAGCACUGGGACAGCCUGAUGAGAGCUCUGGAUGGUGAGAAGCUUCACAGUGUUCCACUGUACUCACGGCACUCGGUGAUUCUGGAAUGGCUGGGCCUUGGUACAACUGUCUUCAGCCAGAACGCUGUGGAGAAUAUGGAGACUGAGAAUUCAGGUGGUCAGCAGGAGAGAGAGGAGGAGUGGGAAGAUGAAGCAGAAGAGGAGCUUGUGGAGAUCCUAGAGGAAGCCGACCUGAUUCAAGCUGACAGAGUGAUUGAGGAUGAAGAGGUAGCAAAGCCUCGGGGAAGGAAGGAGGAGAAGUGCAGAGCUGUUCGUAAACUAUCCAAAGUGAUGUUUGCUCUGAAGCUGGAGGAUGAGGAAGAACAAACCCACCUACAAGAGGAGGCCAUGCAGUGGGAGGUCACUGCUGCCCAGAGGAAGAAAAUGAAACAGAGGAUGAAGGUUGAGCUCCGUAAACUGAGUGCCAUGACAGAGUUAGAGGCCAGGGCUAUUCAGGAUGUGUGGCAACUUGACCUGAGCUCCCGUUGGCGGCUUUACAGGCUUUGGCUGCAGACCUAUCAAGGAUACAUUCGACAGAGUAUUCAACAACAUGCCCAGCAGUAUCAGGCAGCAGCAGAAAGGCUGGCAGAGCUGAGGCUGCGGGAGGAUCUCUACAUUCUCAAGGAGGCCAGAGUUGUGGGGAUGACCACUACAGGUGCUGCCAAAUACCGUCAGAUCCUGCAGAAAGUUGAGCCCCGAAUUGUCAUUGUAGAAGAGGCAGCAGAGGUGCUUGAGGCUCAUACCAUUACCACUCUGAGUAAAGCUUGCCAGCACCUUAUCCUCAUUGGAGAUCAUCAGCAGCUGCAGCCUAGUGCAAAUGUGUAUGACCUGGCCAGAAACUUCAAUUUGGAAGUCUCCCUCUUUGAGCGGCUGGUGAAAGUCAAUUUCCCCUUUGUCUGUCUGAAAUACCAGCACCGCAUGCGCCCUGAAAUUGCUCAGCUUCUCUGUCCUCAUAUAUACUCGGAGCUGGAGAACCAUCCCUCUGUGCUGGAGUAUGAGAACAUAAAAGGGGUCUCAUCUAACCUCUUCUUUGUGGAGCAUGACUUUCUUGAGCAAGAGAUCCAAGAAGGGAAAAGCCACCAGAACCCACACGAGGCCCACUUUGUAGUGGAACUGUGCAGAUACUUCUUGUAUCAGGGUUAUCAACCUUCUCAGAUCACCAUUCUCACUACUUAUACUGGACAGCUCUUCUGUCUGCAGAAGCUGAUGCCAGCCAAGACCUUUGCAGGUGUGAAGGUUCAUGUAGUAGAUAAGUACCAGGGGGAGGAGAACGAUAUUAUUCUGCUGUCACUUGUGCGAAGCAACAAAGAAGAGAGACCUGGCUUCCUACAGAUCCCUAAUCGGAUAUGUGUAGCAUUAUCCAGAGCUAAGAAGGGGCUGUAUUGUAUUGGGAAUAUGAGAAUGCUGGGCAAGGUUCCUCUCUGGGGCAAGAUCAUUCAAACCCUUCGUGACAAUGGUCACAUUGGCCACUCAUUGGUGCUUUGCUGUCAAAACCAUCCUGAAACCAAGACUCUGGUAUCGACAGCAGAAGACUUCAGUCAAGUCCCAGAAGGAGGCUGCAGUCGCCCCUGUGAGUUCAGGCUGAGUUGUGGACAUGUUUGCACAAGGGUCUGUCACCCCUAUGACCUGCAGCACAAAGAGUAUCAGUGUCUGAAGCCUUGUCAAAAGGUGCUUUGUGCAGAUGGGCACCGCUGUCCCCGGUCGUGUUUUGAGAAGUGUAAGCCAUGUCAGGUGAUGGUAGAGAAAACUAUUUCCAAGUGUGGCCACCUGCAGAUGGUGCCCUGCUCUGUUCCAGAGAGUGAAUUUUCUUGCCCAGAACUUUGCCAGAAAAAGUUGGCUUGUGGGCACUCAUGCAACACAUUCUGUGGGCAAGAAUGCACCAAGCGCUGUCCUGAACUGGUUACAGCUGUGCUGAAAUGUGGCCAUGACCAGCAAGUUAAAUGCUGGAUUGCUGAAGAGAUAAAACAUGGAAAGGUUGUGGAGUGUAAGGCUAAGUGUACUGCCACCCUGCAGUGUGGCCAUGUGUGCUCAGGUUCCUGUCACACCUGCUUUGGAGGAAGAUUUCAUGAGCCGUGUAAGAGCCCAUGCAAGCGCUUCUUGGUCUGCUCCCACAAGUGCCAGCAGCCCUGUACUGCAGAAUGCCCUCCUUGCCAGCUGGAAUGUCAGAACCAGUGUGUCCACAGCAGGUGCAAGAAGAAGUGUGGGGAGAGCUGCUCCCCAUGUGCUGAGCCAUGUGCGUGGCAGUGUGAGCACUAUCAGUGUACCAGCCUGUGCUCUGAACCAUGUGAUAGGCCUCGCUGCAACAUUCCAUGUGCUGAGCUGCUCCGCUGUGGGCACCCUUGUGCUGGAUUGUGUGGAGAACCUUGCCCGAAAAAGUGCCUUGUCUGUGACCAUGAGGAACUCACCCAGAUCUUUUUUGGCUUUGAGGAAGAACCUGAUGCUCGAUUUGUACAGCUUGAAGACUGUGGCCAUGUCUUUGAGUCCCAAGGCCUUGACCGUUAUAUGGAUGAAGAUGAUGAUGUUAUCAAGCUGAAGGUGUGCCCUAUGUGUCAGACCCCUAUCAGAAAGAAUCUGAGAUAUGGCACCAUAGUGAAGAGGCGGCUGGAUGAGAUAGAGAAGGUGAAAGAGAAAAUCCAAGGUCCAGCCCAGGAAAUUGAGUCUAACAGACAAAGACUGCAGACUGCACUGGCAGGCAGUGAUGUUCUGCGGAGGAAUCUACUGCAGAAGUACUUCAUGCUGGAAAAUAAACUAAAUGCUUCUGCUCUCUCCACAAAGAGUCUUGGACUAAUUGAGAACCAGCUUAACUUCUACCAGCGUGUAGCAGACCUAACCACUUAUCUGAGCAAAAUCGAUGCAAGUGAGAGGCAAGGGUUGGGGAAGCGACUGGAUGAAGUCCAGCAGUGGCUGGGCAAGCCACGCCUCAGUUUUUCAGGACAGGAGCUCUCUGACCUGCAGGCUGAGAUCCAGAGACUGACCUACUUGCUGAGUCUGCUGGCAAGGUGUGAAGCUGCAAAGAGGAUGAUCACCCCAGCGCUGGCAGCAGAGAUCGCCAAUGUCCGUGAGAUCCUGGAAGGGUCAAAGAAGUUCACGGAGCAGGAUGAGGCUGCGGUGAAGGUUGCCCUGGAGAGGCUCUGGCGUGCCUUGCCUGCUUCGGGGCUGGGCAUCUCGGAAGCGGAGCGGGUGCAGAUUGUCAGCGCCAUCGGCUGCCCCCGUGGGCACUGGUUCAAGUGCAGAAACGGGCACAUCUACGUGAUCGGCGAGUGUGGGGGGGCCAUGGAAAGGAGCCGGUGCCCCGAAUGCCACGAAGUCAUCGGGGGCGCAAACCACGCCCUGGACAGCACCAACAGUCUCGCUUCUGAGAUGGACGGAGCCACCCACGCAGCCUGGUCCGAGACCGCCAACAACCUGCUCAACUUCGAGGACCUGCAGCGGCUGCUGUAGCCCCGGGGCUGCCCCGCUUCUCGCCGC
Indicator indicator is the source of this 5859-nucleotide messenger RNA. RefSeq names its product zinc finger NFX1-type containing 1 (gene ZNFX1). Gene Ontology annotation, molecular function: helicase activity. Lineage: Eukaryota; Metazoa; Chordata; Aves; Piciformes; Indicatoridae. The transcript has 13 exons. The record is from RefSeq and is a predicted model, not a curated record. Gene Ontology annotation, biological process: regulatory ncRNA-mediated heterochromatin formation. Bases 1 to 5832 code for a protein of 1943 amino acids. Gene Ontology annotation, cellular component: nuclear RNA-directed RNA polymerase complex.